This is a messenger RNA of Protopolystoma xenopodis, 394 nucleotides long. The record is from the annotation of a GenBank genome assembly. NCBI's taxonomy places the organism in Eukaryota, Metazoa, Platyhelminthes, Monogenea, Polystomatidea, Polystomatidae.
CUCAGCCGCUGAAGCUGCAGCAACUCAAUCAGGCGGCGCUGCUAUACCACCUCCUACGGCAGCUUCUGGCAACUAUAACUCCUAUGGUGGUACUGGCUCGUUGCAUUCAUCUCAGCCUGCUGUACCUCCAAUAAAUCCUGCUAAUAUUCCUGAUCAGCCUCCCAACAAGAUUCUUUUUGUUACCAAUCUUCCUUCGGAUGCAGAUGAGGCUAUGCUUGGCAUGCUUUUUACUCAAUUUUCUGGUUUUCGCGAGAUUCGUAUGGUACCUGGCCGUAGUGAUAUUGCAUUUGUUGAAUUUGGAACAGAACGAGAAGCCGCUGGUGCAAAACAUGGUCUUCAAGGUUUCACCGUUCGUCCAGGCCAUCCUAUAAGAAUCACUUUUGCUAAGAAAUAA